CUCACUCUCACACCAUCUAGCGAAGUCAAAUUAGGCAGCUCUGCCAAAUCAACGUAUCGUCACAAAGCUUCCCUACCUCCUCUCUCUACAAAUCUCAAUUCGCAACUGCAGCACCAUUUACACCAUCUCUCCACCUACUUUUUUAGGCAAUUGCUUUUCGGAUUGCUGCUGCGAUCAGGAGCUGCUAAUCGAGAAAUUAAUUAGCUCUAGCAAAUUCUGAUGGCGGCUGUGGGCGAAUGGCACUGUGAAAAGAGGCCUUUCGAUAAGAGUGAAUCGUUUGCGAAUAAUAAUGAGAAUGUGCCUGAAACUGGAUGCCUCUCCAUCAUUGUUCUCGGUGCUUCCGGUGAUCUUGCCAAGAAGAAGACGUUUCCUGCGCUCUUUAACCUUUACCGGCAGGGAUUUUUGCAAUUAAAUGAUGUUCACAUAUUCGGUUAUGCAAGGACCAAGAUCUCUGAUGAUGAUUUGAGAGAUCGGAUCAAAGGGUAUCUUCCCAAUGGUAAUGAUGUCACAGAAGAUGUUAAAAACUUUCUAUUGUUGAUUAAAUAUGUGAGUGGUUCAUAUGAUGCUCCGGAAGGGUUCCAAGCACUAGACCAGGCAAUAUCUGAGCACGAGUUCUCGAAAAACAGUACAGAAGGAUCAUCCCGUAGGCUUUUCUACCUUGCACUUCCACCGUCUGUUUAUCCACCAGUCUGCAGAAUGAUCAAGAGUCACUGCAUGAAUAAAUCUGAUCUCGGUGGAUGGACUCGUAUUGUUGUUGAGAAGCCUUUUGGAAGGGAUUUGGAAUCAGCUGAGGAACUGAGCUCACAAAUAGGUGAACUAUUUGAAGAACCACAGAUCUAUCGUAUAGAUCAUUAUCUGGGAAAGGAAUUGGUGCAGAACCUGUUGGUACUUCGGUUUGCAAAUCGAUUAUUUUUACCUCUCUGGAACCGUGAUAACAUUGCUAACGUACAGAUUGUGUUCAGAGAAGAUUUUGGAACUGAUGGGCGUGGUGGAUACUUCGACCAGUAUGGAAUCAUCCGUGAUAUUAUCCAGAAUCACCUAUUGCAGGUUCUUUGCCUUGUUGCAAUGGAGAAACCUGUUUCCUUGAAACCUGAGCAUAUCCGGGACGAAAAAGUGAAGGUUCUUCAAUCAGUUCUUCCUAUCAAAGACGAAGAGGUGGUGCUUGGACAAUAUGAAGGCUACAAGGAUGACCCAACCGUUCCUGACAACUCAAAUACUCCUACUUUUGCAACAGCGAUUCUGCAUAUACAUAACGAAAGAUGGGAAGGUGUGCCUUUUAUACUCAAGGCAGGAAAAGCUUUAAAUUCACGAAAAGCAGAAAUUCGGGUUCAGUUCAAGGAGGUUCCUGGGGAUAUCUUUAAAUGUCAAAAGCAAGGAAGAAAUGAAUUCGUAAUCCGUCUGCAACCUUCCGAGGCGAUAUACAUGAAACUAACGGUGAAGCAGCCUGGGUUGGAAAUGUCAACUGCUCAGAGCGAACUCGACUUGUCAUAUAGACAACGCUACCAAGGGGUUGUCAUACCCGAAGCCUAUGAACGCCUAAUUCUUGACACAAUAAAAGGUGAUCAACAGCAUUUUGUCCGCCGAGAUGAGCUAAAGGCUGCUUGGGAGAUUUUCACGCCCCUUCUGCACCGGAUUGAUAAAGGGGAGUUCAAGUCCCUUCCGUACAAGCCGGGAAGCCGAGGCCCUGCAGAAGCAGAUCAACUGCUGGAGAAGGUGGGUUACGUUCAGACACACGGCUACAUAUGGAUCCCUCCGACGUUGUAAUCGCUUGCUCAGGUCACUCGUUCUUCUACCUAAGUAUAUUGUUUAGUACGAGGCAAAGACAUGAGCAAUAUGUAUGAUGAGUUGUGUGUUGAAUAAUUUUGUUUUUGAAGACAAUAAUAAAGGUUGAAAUCAUGAUUGAUGCUUGCUUUGA
Molecule: messenger RNA, 1915 nt
Organism: Salvia hispanica
Lineage: Eukaryota; Viridiplantae; Streptophyta; Magnoliopsida; Lamiales; Lamiaceae
Product: glucose-6-phosphate 1-dehydrogenase, cytoplasmic isoform
Biological process (GO): glucose metabolic process; pentose-phosphate shunt, oxidative branch
Cellular component (GO): cytosol
Molecular function (GO): NADP binding; glucose-6-phosphate dehydrogenase activity
Source: RefSeq, a predicted model, not a curated record